This is a messenger RNA of Folsomia candida, 3919 nucleotides long. RefSeq names its product peroxidase. The record is from RefSeq and is a predicted model, not a curated record. Gene Ontology annotation, biological process: response to oxidative stress. The transcript has 12 exons. NCBI's taxonomy places the organism in Eukaryota, Metazoa, Arthropoda, Collembola, Entomobryomorpha, Isotomidae. Gene Ontology annotation, molecular function: heme binding; peroxidase activity. Bases 217 to 3144 code for a protein of 975 amino acids.
CAACCACAUCAAAUAACAUGAUGAUAACAUCACAUUUUACAUGACACGGCUCAUGUCUGGCCGUCUGUAUUGCUGGUUGUACAUACAAAUUGUCAACCCUUGCCCUUAUCCUUCCGUCUUGUUCCUUUUACCCGGCCAAAUAUCGUAAAAUCAGAAGACGUGCACACAUACAAAUACGUAGUGAGUGAGUGUCUUGUCUGCGUAUGUAGCCUCACAAUGAAGUUUGACGACCUAAUCAAAAAGUUGAAUCCGAUGGGUAAGCGUUCAUUUAAUAAAGUGACCACCUCCGAUUCAGAUCGCAUGGAACUCGACGAAGCGAGUGGCUCUGCAUUUUCUCCGUCAUCCAUUCACCUCAAACUUAUCGACUCUUCUGACUCCGAACAUGAAGACGCACAACACGGUGAAAAUAAUCAUUUGAGAGGAAGGUCAUCUGCAACUACUCACGACUUUGUUGUGCCAUGCAGUGAUUUUGACAGGAAAGUGUACAAUUCUCCAACUCAAGAUAUCCCCGAACAGGCAAUAGUACCACAUCCGUCAUCUUUAUCAAUUAUAAGCAUGCUGGGCUUUGGGGAGGAUAAUGAUGACCCCAACAAAGACCUCAACUUGGGUCGUCCUAAUCAUACCCCUGACCAUACACAUCAACAUGAAGAACAGCAUCACCAUCCGGAAGCUGAGCUGCUUGGGCCAAUCUCAUACCACGGAGGACGACGAGGUCCAAGAAGGAGGCUCAAUCUGGGAGGAAUAAGGCUUUGCUUAAUCCUGGCAAUGAUAAUCUUUGUGAUCACAAUCAUGCUAACCGUAACUGCGGUGUUUAUACUGGACAGUCAUGAACUUCAUAAUGGCACAGAAAAAGAGAACACAACAAAGAUUGACGAUAGUCCAAAACCAUUUUUGCAACAAAUUCUGUACAAUGACAAUGAGCCAAUACUCGAUGUAAAUGAUUUGGACAAACAGAAGCAAGACUCGCAUGUUAAUGAAUCAGCAAUAAUGAACUUAUUGCCAGAAGAAACAACUAUCAGUCCGAGACGCAUGAGUCACUUGGCUUUAACAAAAUUUAGUAUUUCUCCAGAGAUUAUCCGAGAGAGUUACCAGAAUGCUCUCAACACAUUUGAGAUGAGCAACGAACCACUAUCAAUAAACUUUAGCGAGCCCGUCCAACAUGCACUUGUAAUGGAAUUGGCGUAUCACAACAUAGUUAAACGGUUAAAUUUGUCAAAUGAACAAGCUGAAGAAGGAGAGAUUCUGCUCAUCAAUGCAACAUUGCCUUCAGAUCUAUGUCCAAAUUUUCUGACCACUAAACCGCUUCUCUGCAAUAAGACGGAACGGUAUCGAUCAUUGAAUGGGGGUUGUAAUAAUUUUCAUGAUCCAGACUGGGGAUCAGUUGGUCAGGCUUAUCGACGGCUCCUUUUUCCGAAAUAUGAUGAUGGAAUAUCCGCUGCUAAAACCAAAGGGGUCGGGAAGAGCAACCUGCCAAGUGCGAGAUUUGUAAGUCAUAUGAUUCACAUUGACGAAUAUAGAGCAGACACAGAAGUUUCAUCAAUGACACCGUUAUGGGCUCAAUUUGUUGCACACGACAUUAUGUACACAGCUAAAUUUCCACGAGAAACAGGGAAAGGGUGUUGCAAGGCAAAUGGAAAUAAUCCAGGAUGUUUUCCUAUUCCAGUUCCAGCUAAUGAUGCCUUUUAUAGCGACAAAAUGAACAUCACUUGCUUGGAUUUUCAUAGAGCUGCUCCAUAUGGAACGUCUUGUCGAUUUGGACCAAGAGAACAACUUAACAAACAAACAUCCUUCAUCGAUGCCUCGCAUAUCUACGGAGUUACACCUGAAAUAUCAGCCUCUCUUCGAGUUAAAGAUCCCCAAAAAUUAGGACAAAUGAUGCUUGAUGACUUGGAUGGCAUAUAUCUUCUCCCUUCGACAAAUGAAACUUCAAAAUGCAUAUCGGAUCGAGAUGACAUGUCGUCAUCUGAAUCUUGUUUUAGAAGCGGUGACGAUCGCGUAAAUGACUUAAUGUCAGUCACUGCCAUGAUAACAAUCUGGGUGAGACAUCAUAACCGUGUCGCAGAAACACUUUCAGGUUUAAACAAGCACUGGGAUGACGAGAAAGUUUUUCAAGAAACACGACGACUUGUGAUUGCGCAAAUUCAGCAUAUAACAUACAACGAAUUCCUACCUGUACUACUCAGAACAGAAUUACUUAAAUCUGGGCACCUGGCCCUCUCUUCCAGCUAUUCCAAUAGCAGCUACUUUAAAGGCUUUGAUGUCAACUUGAAUCCACAAAUUUCGAACGAAUUUACUGCUGCCUUUAAAUUCUACGUGUCCAUGAUGCAAGGACUGAUGAAGAAGAUGUCACCACAUCGAAAUGAUGAAGAUUUUCUGCAAUUUCAUAAAAUGGUGCGGAAUCCUUCAGUCCUUAAGAAAGAUGGAGAAUUGGACAGAUUAUUGAUGGGGGCUAGUUCUCACCCAGUCACAAAAGUGGAUGCAUUCAUUUCCGGACAAAUUACAAAUCACAUGUACCAGCACCCAAACAGCAAUUAUGGGACGGAUUUAGCUGCAUUAAUCAUUCAGGAAGGACGGGAUCAAGGAAUACCUCCUUAUAUCGAAGUUGCAAAAAAGUGCGGCUUAUUAAUAGACGUACAGAAAUUUUCUGACCUACAUGAAAUCUGGGCAUCUAGCUCUUUGAAUGCAGCUAUUGCGGUUUAUGAGUCAGUUCAAGACGUCGAUCUGUUCACUGGUCUCCUAUCGGAACGUCCGGAAGCUGGGAGUAAAGUGGGUCCAACGCUGGGUUGCAUUAUUGUCGACCAAUUCUCCAGGUUAAGAAAAGGUGACAUGUUUUGGUAUGAAGGGGACAUCAGACCGCACCAUUUUACACCAGAACAACUGACUGUCAUAAGGAAAACAAAGCUUUCAAAGAUAAUUUGUCAAAAUUCUGACAAAAUUCGUCAAUUGCAAGGUCACAUUCUGCUGUUGCCGAAUGAUCGUGGAAAUCCUGUGGUGCGCUGUGCUGAAAUUUCGAAAAUGAAAUUGAAUGCGUGGAAGGAGCACCAGCAAACAAAUAAUAGCGACCAUCAAAGUUCACACAGUGAGGAGGAAGAAGAAGUUUGGUCUUCCUCUUAUGAGGAACCUGAUGAAGAAAAUUAUCAGUGACAUUGUCAUUUUGCAUAAUCUGCAGUGCAUAUACACGUUUAAUGGGGGGCAUAAGACGAAACAAUCCAAUCUAAUUGAAGACAAUAUUGUGCAUUAAAUAUUAAUGGUUGUAUUUAAAUUACAAUUUUAUAGCUCAUGUUCCAAUUUUCUCAUCGAUUGGAACUAAUUCAACCUUAAAUGUUUAUUAUUAUAUUAUUAUUAGACUUAAUAUAGAUGUUGUGGUAGGAAUGACGUAAUCUCAUACUAAAUAUAUGUAUGCGGAUCGUGAAUAAUACUUUAUUUUUUGCUCAUAUUAAAUGUUACUAUAUAGGUUGAUGAUCCUGUGUAACGAUUUGCAUUGCAGAGGAAACGAAUGUCAAUAUUGUUCCACUGCAUGCAGCAAAAUCCCAAAUUCGGAUAUUUUUCGGUUUUUCGGAAGAAGGCCGAGAAACCCGGGAACCGGGCCAAUAUUUUUUUUUACACUGUAAUUGUGACUGUCCUGUUAUUCAUUCCUGAUACUUUGAAACAGUUGUAGCCUUUAACAUUUUGUCUCUAAUAGAAUUUUGCAGACGGCGUGAGUUAAUCAGUAUAAGUUUUAGUUUGUUCAGAAAUCUCAAAAUUCUCAAGCCACGAUCUUCCUGAGAAAACGAAACCACUGUCUGCCUACAUAAACGACACGUAAGUUACAUAGUUGUAUCGUAUUAAAAUUAAAACAUGGCACAUAUUUAAUAUGUAUGUAUAUGUAACAUGCAAUGUAGUUGCCAUUUGUCGUACAUUAAAAUUGAACAAUGAUUGA